Messenger RNA from Prunus armeniaca (apricot), 459 nucleotides. Lineage: Eukaryota; Viridiplantae; Streptophyta; Magnoliopsida; Rosales; Rosaceae. The record is from the annotation of a GenBank genome assembly.
AUGGAUGACGUCAGCGUUGACGUCACCGCCCUCAGGCUGAAGCCCAGGCGAAACCUGCCCUUGGGCUUACCCGGGUUGGUGGGACCCAGGGCUUGCCCGGGCCAAUUCUCUUGCGUUGGAGCCCCUUUGUGCUUGCUUAGGAGGCCUCCUGCCCGGUUUGCAUGUAGCGCUAGAGCUGCUCUAAGAGAAUGUCCACCCCAAAAGGCUAAGGCAAAGACAAAUCUUGCCCAGGCGGUUUGGGGCGCGCUGGAGGUCCAAACCCCUGCACAGGGGCCUCUUGCCCUGGCAAAAGGGCCUACGCUAGAGCGCCUUCAGGCUGAAGCCCAGGCAGGAUUAGCCUUUGGGCUUGCCCGGGUUGCUGGUUGCGCACUGGAGAUCCAAACCCUUCAAAAGGGGCCUCCCGCCCUAGCAAAAGGCCUUGCGCUGGAGGUGCUCUUAGAACAGGAGCUUCUCCAAUAA